AGGCCGAACCAAUCAGAAAGAUCAAAACGUGAGAGGAUCCUUUGCUCGCUCUUCGAAUCCACAGGAGAAAGUUUUCUACCAAGCGCGAUGCCUGGAUCGGGGAACGUGUGGUUUGUCUACCGUCCCUUCAUGCUCAUGUGCGUGUUGGGGAUUGUGUUGGCGACCGUGCUCUUCAUUGUAAGCGUUGUUCUCAUCACGUUGCCGCUGGACGAUACCUGCAAGAUCUACACAGUGACCGGAUGCACCAUAUCCCAUCACCUCUUGAACACGUUUGUGAAUGUCCUAGCAGCCUGGAGCUCCAUGCCCGCGCUCUUUCCAAUCACUUUUGGCGCAAUCGGACUCUACGCGGGGACGAGAGGAAGCAGGGGAGGAGUGAUGUCAGUGAUGUUCAUGAGCUUGAUUGGGAUGGCGAUCUGCGCAAUAGGCGCCUCGAUGACUUUGUAUUCACGACAAAUCGUUUGCGAUGGUCAAAAUCAAACUACACUUCCAACGAACUACUCGCAAGUAUGUUACUUCUCGAGCGCGCUCUUCUACGUGGUGGUCGUCUUGAACGGGUGCCUGGUGCUGCAACAGCUUGUCCUCUCCCUCCUCAGCGGAUGCUUCUGUUGUGACCCCGUUGGUCUCGCAAUAUCUCGUGAGCUUGCAGGGACUCGAGGAGACGUCGUUCCUUACGCUGCUCCUAUUGCCGGAACCCGCGUACCGAUGCUCAGACGUUCAGUCUGAUGCAACUUGUAAUAUAACAUCCGAGCCUC
This is a messenger RNA of Guillardia theta CCMP2712, 752 nucleotides long. RefSeq lists its product as hypothetical. The coding region runs from base 88 to 723 and encodes 211 amino acids. The record is from RefSeq and is a predicted model, not a curated record. The transcript is spliced from 2 exons. NCBI's taxonomy places the organism in Eukaryota, Cryptophyceae, Pyrenomonadales, Geminigeraceae.